ACUGGAGGGUGUUGUUUCUUUUUGAUCUGGUAGUGGCUGGGGGAGGGAGUCCGGCCUGCGUGCCUUCCCCAGCGCUGGGAGCUGGAGAGACCCCCCCCCACCCGGGGGGCCUUGAGUGCCUCUCCCAGAAGGGAUCUGCGGCGUGCCUGGGGUCUCCUCUUUGUUCCGGGAGGGGUUCCGAGGUGGGGGGGGGGAUGAGCUGUGCUGGGCCCCUGCCCCCUUCUUCCUUCCUUGGGUUCAGCUUCGGAUGCAGGCCUUUGUUUGCUGUGGGAGGCCGGGCGGUGCAGGGGGCAGCGCCCGGCCUGGCGUUCCCCUCCUGAGCUCGGAUCUGGCCCAGGCACUAGCAGCGCGGCUUUGCCUCAGUUCCCUCAUCUGUCAAACGAUCUGGAGCAGGAAACGGCCACCUCUGCAGGUCUGAUCAGCAAGACCGUGUGACCUUGGACAAGUCCCUCCAGUGUGGCCGGGCCUUCCUCGAGAAAAGAGCCGAGAGGAGGAAGAAAGGAUGGCGUCUGUGCUCCUGGCAGCCAGGUCCCAGAAAUCAUUGACAUUCAAGGAUGUGGCUGUGGACUUCACCAAGGAGGAGUGGAGACAGCUGAACCCCUCUCAGAGAGAUAUGUACAGGGAUGUGAUGCUGGAGAACUAUAAGAACCUAGUCUUCCUGGGGCUUUUAGGUUCUCAGCCAGAUGUGAUCUCCCAACUGGAGAAAGGUGAAAUGCCGUGGAUGCCUGAGGGAGAAGUACCCAGAAGCCCUUGUCUAGAUUCUCUUAUUCAGAAUACUAGGCAUAAAAUCACAGAAUCAAUUCCGAAGCAUGCUGUUUCUCUGGGAGAAACAUCCAAAGAAAUACUCACAAAGGAUAGAUCUUGUAAUGCCAUAUUGGGAGAUGACUCGGAAUGUGAUGUUACGUUACAGAGGCAGAAGGGUAACCAGCAAAGAAAGUCUAAGAAAAUGACAGUCACCCAUGAAAGCAGCAUAUUUGGGAAAAGUCUCAGUUCAGCUUCAUUAUCUGUUCCACAGCAGAGAGCUGCCUCAGGAAAAAAUCUUCAUGGGUAUGGAGGAAGUGCAAAGACCUCUAAGCAGUAUUCAGGCAUUCUCAAGUGUCAUAAAAUCUCUGGCAAGAAACUUUCUAAAUCCAAUAAAUACAGGAAAUCCUUCAGUUACCAUUCAGAUCUUAUUCAAUAUCAUAGAAAACUUACUGGGAAAAAAACAUGUGAAUGUAGUGAGUGUGGCAAAGCCUUCAGCACCAGGUCGUCUCUUAAAGGACAUCUGAGGCUUCAUACUGGAGAGAGACCCUUUGUAUGCAGUGAGUGUGGGAAAGCCUUCAUUCAGAGGGCAAAACUGAAUGUACAUAAGAGAAUUCAUACUGGAGAGAAACCCUUUGUUUGUCAUGAGUGUGGAAAAGCUUUCAGAUACUCAAUAAGUCUUACUGAACAUAAGAGAAUUCACACAGGAGAGAAACCUUUUGAAUGUAAAGAAUGUGGGAAAGCCUUCAGGCAGAGCUCAGCACUUAGGAGGCAUCAGAUAAUUCAUACUGGGGAGAAACCCUUUGUUUGUAAUCUAUGUGGGAAAGCCUUCAUAGAGAGUGGAAAACUUACUGCACAUAAGAGAAUUCACACAGGUGAGAAGCCCUUUCAGUGUAAAGAAUGUGGGAAGACCUUUAGCUACAUCUCAUCCCUUAGAGAUCAUUGUAGGUUUCAUACUGGAGAAAAUAGACAUGAAUGUAAUGAAUGUGGGAAAUCUUUCAGUAGAAGCACUUCACUUAAAGGCCACCAAAAAAUUCAUACAGGUGAGAAACCCUAUGUGUGCAAUGAGUGUGGGAAAGCUUUCAUAGAGAAAGUAAGACUUACUGAACAUAAAAGAAUUCAUACUGGAGAGAAACCCUUUGAAUGCAAUGAAUGUGGAAAAGCCUUCAGCCACAGCUCAUCCCUUAGAUAUCAUCGGAGACUUCAUACUGGAGAGAAACGAUACAAAUGCAAUGAGUGUGGGAAAUGCUUCAGUGCAAGUUCAACACUUAGAAAGCAUCAGAGAACUCAUACUGGAGAGAAACCCUUUUCCUGUACUGAGUGUGGGAAAGCCUUCAUAGAGCGAGGGAGACUUACAGAACAUAUGAGAAUUCAUACUGGAGAGAAACCUUUUGAAUGUAAUGAAUGUGGAAAGGCCUUUAGCUAUACCACUAGUCUUACUGAACAUCAGAGAAUUCAUACAGGAGAGAAACCUUUUGAAUGUAGUGAAUGUGGAAAAGCCUUCAGCCAAAGCUCAACACUUAGGACACAUCAAUUAACACAUACUGGAGAAAAGUCUUUUGAAUGUAAUGAAUGUAAGAAAGCCUUCAGUAGCCGAUCAUCCUUGAAACUUCAUUGGAGAAUUCAUACAGGAGAGAAAAAGUUUGAAUGUAGUGAAUGUGGGAAAUCCUUUAUCAGAAGCUCAUCGCUUAUGAAGCAUCAAAGGAUUCACACUGGAGAAAAACCAUUUGCAUGCAGUGAAUGUGGGAAAGCCUUCAUAGAGAGAGGAAGACUUAAUGAACAUAUGAGAAUUCAUACGGGAGAAAAACCCUUUGAAUGUCAUGAAUGUGGAAAAGCCUUUAGCUAUAUAGCAAGUCUUACUGAACACAAGAGAAUUCAUACUGGAGAGAAGCCUCUUGAAUGUAAUGUGUGUGGAAAAGCCUUCCGCCACAGGAUAGGUCUUACGGCUCAUAAGAGAAUUCAUACAGAAGAAAAGCCUUUUGAAUGUAAAGAAUGUGGGAAAGCCUUCAGUAACAGCUCAAACCUUAUGAUGCAUUGGAGACUUCAUACAGGAGAGAAACCCUUUAAAUGUAAUGAAUGUGGAAAAGCUUUCAGCAAUAGCUCAAACCUUAGGACACAUCAAAGACUUCAUACUGGAGAGAAACCUUUUGAUUGCAAUCAGUGUGGGAAAGCCUUCAGAGAGAAAAGACAACUUACUCUGCACAAGAGGAUUCAUACUGGAGAGAAACCUUUUGAAUGUAAUGAAUGUGGGAAAGCCUUCAGUUAUCCAACAAGUCUUACUGAACAUAAGAGAAUUCAUACUGGAGAGAAGCCCUUAGAAUGUAAUGAAUGUGGGAAAACCUUCAGUCACAGCUCAUCUUUUAGGAAUCAUAAGAAAUGUCAUAUUAAAGAAUAACAGUAUCUAUGAAACAAAUACGGGAAACUCCUAGUGACAACUCAUUCCUUUUGUACCUUCAGAAAAUUCAUGUUUUAGAGAAUGGGAAGGUAACCUGUGGGAAUUUAUUCAGCAAUAGCACAUCAUUUAAGACAACUCAGAGAACUUACAGAAUCACCAAAACUAUAGAGUUUUGAGGGAACUUGGCGAUCACAGUCUAUCUCAUACCAGUAGAAUGUAAAGUACUUGAGGACAAGGACUAUUUGAAUUUUUUUUUUGUCUCUGGUUACCUAGCACAGAAUCUGGCAUGUGGCAACAAAUGCUGCCUAAGCAAGAAUCUACUAUACCAUAUGCCUGAAAAGUGGGCUGGAUGAUUUGCUUGAAAAUUGCUGGAAGCCAAAAUAGGUAGACCCAUUCAAAGCCCUUACUUUCACUCCAUCUAUAGAAUCCUAUGAUGAAAGAGUAUCUCUCAGGGACUCAAUUAAAACCAACGAGAGGGUUGGAAUGAGUGAUAUGGCAGAUAUAGCAACAUGGGUUUAAGAAAGCUUUUAUACUUUUUUCUUCUAUUUUUGCAUUUGAAAAAUAGAAGCCCAUGAGAUGAGACUUGUAGGGAGUUCAGAGUCAUGAACUUUCCCUGGAGAAAUACCUGUUAUGAAUAUAAGGCGAUUUGAUUGAAGAGAAUAUAGAAUAGCAUUUAAAAAAAAUGCUAACAGGAAGUGAUAACUGAACUUCAACAAUCCAAAGAUCUUCCCCUGUGGACAUAUGGAUCUUCCCCAAAGAAUUUGGUUGACUCUUAAUGACUUUCAAGCUUAGUUUCACAGAUGCUGGAAUUUUGAUGUGGACUUGAAAAAAGUAGCUGGAAUCAUUCUAUUAACAAAACAAGUAUUGGGGAUAGUUGUCUAAAGAGACACCUGGGUAUCUGCCUCCUGGCAAGUGAUUGUUGUGGAUACUUCUAUGAUUCCACAUUAAACCUAUUCUGUGUGUGUUGUGACACAUGCAUCUGAGUUUGUAGUUCAAAUAUAUGUAUGAAUCAGUGUAUUAAGAACUAAUUUAGCUUAGGAUUCAUUCUCCCUUUCUUUGCCAAGCUACUACCAAAUGCAAAAUACCUAGAAAGUUAUCAGCCUUUUAACUCUACAUAUGAGGAGGGAAGAGGGUUAACUACUUUUGCUGAAAGAAAAUUUCCAGAAAGUCAAGACAAUUGGAACUGUAGUCUCAGAAAUGUAUGGCCAUGUUUCUGUGAGCUGAGUACAAACACCCCUUUUCCUGUCUAACCAGGAAUUUUAAAGCUCUCUUCAGCACAAGAAUAGUCCAGUUGAACCUGAGAAAGGUAUUUUUAUUACUCAGUCUUAUCCUCCUUUACUUAUUUCAAAUGGCAGCAACCACUUCUCUCUAAUAUUCUAUCACUGUAUUGCUUACUAUUGGAAGUUAUUAUUAAAACUAAGUUUCUCAUAAAAGUAGUUAUUCAGUGAGCCAGUUCUCAGUUUGAUGAACCAUGAUUUGAUACUUCAUUGUGAAUCAAAUUAUCUCUUAACCGUGUGCUUAAUAAAUAUGCUUAAUAUUUUCAUAUAUUUUCGAAGAACAAUCUGUUAGAAUAUGCUGUUGAGCAAAAUCUUCCACGAUGCUCUGUUGUUAAAGAGAAAAGAUCCUAAGUUCAUAGGAAUUCUGUUUCUGAAGAUGUGUUUUGGCCUUCCUAACUAAGCAGGCAUAGACAAAAACAGCUUUACAGCUUUGGAGCAUUGCUUUUAGUGAGUUGUGUGUAUACAGAGCAAGCUCUGGAAUGCAGAAGUAGCAAAUAAAGAUACCUGACUAGAAGAACAAAAUUAGAAAAGAGCAGAGAAAUAGUAAGCAGUACCAAGAUCAGAGUAGGUUAAGACCAUGAUAGAUAAUAUGAAGAUAUGGAUUGAAUCUGAUUUCAUUGAUCCAGAACUUCACAUGAGAGAAUUUACUGUAUCAUUUCAGGUGGGCACCUUUGAACAUUGCCUAGAGUUCUGAGAAGUAAAAUGAUUUUCCAUGGGGGUAGGGUGGGGUUUACAGCCAAUAUAAUCAGAGGUGAAAUUUCAGCUUGGAUCUUCCUGAUUCAAAGGUUAGUUCUACCUACUCUGCUAUAUCCUGCCUGGAUAAGAUAAACCAUUUUAGAAAACUGGACCAAUACAACAACUUUGUCAGUCUAGAAGUUUCACCCAGCAGCUUAAUUACUUGAUGAUUGAAUCUUUGUAAAGUCUGAAGUUCUACAUCAAUGACAGAUGUUAUUGUGUUACUCUUUUCCCCCUUGCUUGCAGAAGAGCUUUCCUGUAGCUACUAAGUGACAAAUGUUUAAACUUAACGGAUUCAACUCACCUAAUUGAAUGAAUAGAUAAUAAGCUUUUGUUUUUGUUUUUGUAUUUUUGUUUUGCUUUUAGGCAAUUGGGGUUAAGUGAUUUGCCCAGGGUCA
Molecule: messenger RNA, 5546 nt
Organism: Phascolarctos cinereus (koala)
Lineage: Eukaryota; Metazoa; Chordata; Mammalia; Diprotodontia; Phascolarctidae
Source: RefSeq, a predicted model, not a curated record